Molecule: messenger RNA, 1706 nt
Organism: Monopterus albus (swamp eel)
Lineage: Eukaryota; Metazoa; Chordata; Actinopteri; Synbranchiformes; Synbranchidae
Gene: gfra4a
Product: GDNF family receptor alpha 4a
Exons: 5
Coding region: 720-1601 (293 amino acids)
Biological process (GO): nervous system development
Cellular component (GO): signaling receptor complex; external side of plasma membrane
Molecular function (GO): signaling receptor activity
Source: RefSeq, a predicted model, not a curated record
CUUAACGGCCUUCAAAUCAGUGAUUCUCAGCUAAAUUGACUGUGGUGGCUUCUCUUUUGCGGGUAAAAGUGUGGAUAUGGUCCACACACCCAUACAGGCUAUGCAGCAUUUUACGCAGGCUUAUUGUUUCCACUUUAUGGCAGUAUGAAAUAGGCUAUCGAUUGAACUUGUCCUAUUUCAACUUUGGCCAAGAUUGGAUUCUUAAACGAGCUGGGCUGGGCAUCUCCGGCCGACCCACGCGCGAGCAGAGGAUCACUCGGACUGUGCAGGUCUGAGUGCGCAAAGCAGCGCGCCCCUGUGAUUCAUCCGCAGUUUUCAGACGGUGCGCAGGUGGAGGCGAAGAGGAGAGGAAGCAGUCGCUCAGGACGGACCCGGUGAAACGGCCAGGGAUGCUGAACGCGCACCAGACUUAUUCCACAUAAGGAGCGAACAGAUUUUUCUCCUCGGUAUCGUAUUGAUUUGGAACCGCUGGGUUGAUUUGGUGCAACUGUGACCCAUUUUCCUCCAUGACAAAAGUUUGACUGUUAAAAAAUGGUUCUCUGCUCCGCUCCUGUUUUUUCAUGCUAUGCUGUGGAUUCCGGCGUCAGCGUAAGUGGCCAGUCAUCACUUGAGAAAUAGCUGCAAUUAUUUCGGUCUAAAAUUCGGUGCCAGUUUCAACAAACAUUGGGCUUUAAUUCUCGCACAUCAUCAGUCGCCCGGGAUUGCACCCAUUUGAAUUAAUGUCGCGCUCCAUAAUGGACUUUGUCGGACUGUACUUCUUACAGCUGGCUCUUAUUGGAGUGCCACGUCUGGCCCUCUCCGUGGGGGGCAAGGACUGCCUGCGUGCCGGAGACACCUGCUCCAGCGAUGACACCUGCAGCCCACGACUGCGCACCCUAAGGCAAUGUGUGGCGGGGGACGGCAGCGUGAAGCUGGGGCCUGGAGCGCGGAACCAGUGCGAGAACGCCAUGACGGCGCUGCUGUCCACUCCUCUGCAUGGCUGCCAAUGUAAACGAGGCAUGAAGAAGGAGAAGAACUGCCUGAGCAUCUACUGGAGCCUGCACCAGUCUGUGCUACAUGGACUCAACUUGGUGGAGAGCUACCCGUAUGAACCAGAGGAGAGGGGCUCCGACUAUGUUCGACUGGCCUCCAUUGCUGCAGAGUCUGAAGUGACAACAGUGAACCGCUGCCUGGAUGCUGCCAAGGUGUGUAACAUAGAUGAAACGUGUCAGAAACUUCGUACGGAAUACGUCUCGGCCUGCAUCCAGCCAUCAGCCCGCUCGGGGCCAUGUAACCGACCAAAGUGCAACAAGGCGCUAAGGAAGUUCUUCGACCGUGUUCCCACUGACUACACCCAUGAGCUGCUGUUCUGUCCGUGCACUGACACGGCCUGUGCAGAGCGCCGCAGGCAGACCAUCGUGCCGUCAUGCUCCUAUGAAGACAAAGACAAGCCCAACUGCCUGGCUCAGCUGCGGGUCUGCAAGGCAGACUACGUGUGCAGGUCUCGCUGGGCACAGUUCCAGUAUGAUUGCCAACCCUACGAGCAGAGCGCCAGUGGCUGCAAGCAGGAGAACUACGGAGCAUGUCUACUUGCGUACACCGGCCUGAUAGGUAAGAACUAAAUCUUUGUUCACCAGCUCUGGUUUGCCUACCUUCUGUGAUGGAUAGAGAGUAAAAAGGUUUUAGGGGGAGGAAGGUGGAGAGCAGAGAAGUGCAUUGAACAGGAC